Molecule: messenger RNA, 3751 nt
Organism: Schistocerca nitens (vagrant locust)
Lineage: Eukaryota; Metazoa; Arthropoda; Insecta; Orthoptera; Acrididae
Product: ankyrin repeat and protein kinase domain-containing protein 1-like
Exons: 12
Coding region: 329-2029 (566 amino acids)
Cellular component (GO): cytoplasm
Molecular function (GO): protein binding
Source: RefSeq, a predicted model, not a curated record
GCUACGAGCUGCAAACCCGAAGUGAGGCGAACACAACCGAUUGGCUGAUAGAUCAUUGCCGGGAUUUGACGUCCCUAGACACAAGUAACAAUAUAUAUAUAGAUAUAGGCUCUCUACCUGUCAUUGUUCGUGAAGUGCAGUAUCUGUUGCAGCAACGGUGGUAAACAUGUUUGUUUACAUACAAAAGAACAUAUUUAGUCGGAAAACGUGUCCUGCUUGACAGCUGUGGUCCCAAGAAUUGAUUUUGUAGAACUGAACUAUUAGUUCAUGAAACAAAAGGAACUACACGAUUAAAAGUCUAAGGAACUGCAAUUCAGUGUAGAGGACUAUGAGGAAAUCACGGGGUGCAUCAAGAACACCUCCACUGUCAGUCGCAGUUCGUGCUGGCGAUGUCAAUGCUGUCCGGAAAUUGCUCAGGGAAGGAGAGAGUCCAAACGAUUUUGAUAACCGCGGCUGGACGCCACUGCAUGAGGCAGCUGCAGGAGGGCAUGUCACAUGUGCUUUAUUGUUGCUGCAUUUCGGGCAAGACAUUAAGGAUGUAAUAACUCAUGAAGGAGAAACACCACUUUUCCUGUCUGUUAAUCCAGACUCUAAACCUGAUGUAAUUAAAGUUCUUCUGAACCACUCAGCAGAUAUGAAUCUUGGCAACAAUGAACGGUCCACACCAUUGCAUAAAGCUUGUGAGCUUGACUUGGUAGACCGUGCCCACCUGCUUUUAGAGUCUGGUGCAGAUAUCAAUGCUGCAAAUAAUAAUCAUAGCCGGCCUAUUCAUGAAGCCAUCAAAAGAAAAUCUGUGGAAAUGGUCAACCUGUUGGUGAAAUUUGAGGCGGACCUGAGCUUAAGAGAUUCAGAUGGGCGCACACCUAUCAUGACUGCUGCUUACAUGGGCUUUCAUGAGGUCCUUAAAAAAUUGAAUACGCCAGAUUUAAACAUAAUUAAUGAGAGUCAAUUUGGAGAGUCCUUAGGAGACACAGCACUGAUGUUGGCUGUUCGAAGAGGCUGUUUAAAAACAGUUGAAGUCCUUCUUGAGAUGGGUGCUGAUGCCAACAUUGUGAGGGAAGACACUCAACAAACAGCACUGCACCUUGCUGCACGGCGUGGUGACCCAAGGAUUGUUGAACUCAUCAUAAAGGCAACAGAGAUGGAAAAAGUGGCACUGUGCAAAAAUCCUUUAAUAAAUGCAAUUGAAAGCAUGCAAGUGAAAACGAUUGAAUUGCUAUUGGAGUGGAUGCAUGCCCAUCCACAUUUAGUAAGGAAGGUCAUUGAAUGCGAAAGUGGGGUAUUCGCGCAAGAUUACAAAGUGACUGGUCCUCUCUCGUACCUACUCUACUACAAGGCUGACCACAAGGAAUUAUUGCCUGUGCUGCAUCUGCUCCUUAAAAAUGGAUGUCCGGCAAAUGUGUCCUCCAUCAAUGAAUUUCCACCAUUAACAGCAAUUACAGCUUCAUCAGCACCUAAAAGAAUAAAGAAAGAAUGUAUUGAGAUUCUUUUAGACUAUGGUGCUGAUGCUGACCACCCAUUCCCCUGGUAUGCAAAGAUGUACCCCCUAUCCUUCCUGCCAGCAGCCUGGUAUUAUGCAUUGCGUCUUCACCCAGAUGAAAACUGGUUGAUCAGGCUGCUGAUGUCUGUAAGCAAAAAAUGUGACCCUAAUACGCUACUCUCAGUAGUGUAUGUUUAUGCAUGUUAUAAGACAAUGCUGGUUGAUGAAGAACUAUGUGCAUGUAGGUCUACACUUCAGCAUACAUUGGAUUUAGCUCUUGAACUAGGUCCCUCAGACUAUUCCAUGAUGUUCAGCAUUUGGGCGAAAUUUAGGAAAUCAGGACUGUCUGGAGAAGGACUAACUGGAGAAGGAGUGCAAAACCAGCAAGAAGAAACUGCUCAGGAUGAUUUGAUUGUUCCAGAAAUGUUAACACCAACACCACUCGCAAAGCUAUGCCGUAUCUUAGUCCGCAAACAUUACUCUCUAUCAGCUCUGAGGAAAUAUGAUAUGCCUAGCAUUGUAAAUGAUUUCCUGAACUAUAUGUUCUGAUUUUGGGCUCUCUUUUGAAAAUAUAAUUUAUCUGCUGAGAAAAAAUUAUAUUGUAUUACACAAAAUACACUCUGUUUCCAGUAUAUUGUGAUAUUAAGGAUUGAUGUUCAGAAUUUCCAUUCUCAUUUUACAUGGUGUGAAAAUAGAAUUUCAUGUUAGCAUGAGAUGUGAUGUAUUGUGUAGCAACAUAAUGUUAUGUAAAUUGUAUGACAUGUGUGUGUGUGUGUGUGUGUCCUUUAUUACCACUAAAAGUUCUGGUUAAUAACCAUCAUCACAGUAUAAAAGUUCAUAUAAUAUUUAUGUGUCGUGUGAUUGUCAAUAUGUCAGUGAGAUAACUUGAUACAUAACUAAUAUAUCAACUUUUAUACUGUUUUGAUUACUAUUAAAGUUAUUCCGAACUCUGAAAAUGAGUUAUUCAAGAAAUACAGUUGAACAAAAAUAGUUACAUGUUGCGGAUUUUGUGUGUCUGUGCAGGUUGAAUGAUGUGCCCUGCUUCAAAAAAACUUCAAAAAAUGUUUCAUUAUUUUACUGCUAAUAACAUUAUUCCUGACUCUGUAAUUUGAUUGUUUCAAGUAGUUUUGGAUAAAAAUAGUUGUAUGUUGCAGAUUUUGUGUGUCUGUCCAUUUUGAAUCAUGAAGUUAUUCCAUGAAAAGUUCCAGGCCAUUAGUAUUUGUUGUAUGUCAUCGGAAGAUUCUGUGAACUGUUAAUGCAUUGACAAAUGGCUGGAAUGGUUAGAAAAUAAAUAGAAAACAGUUCCUGGUGUAUUCGUUGUUGCAUGUCCACGGUAAUAAUUUGUUUUAAUUCUUUACGAGACUACUACAUGUCAGUAUGGGAAAUGAUCACAAACUGGUUGUCCAAAAUGUGCCAUUUAUUUAACAAGACAUGUUUUGGGAUGGUGUGAUCUGGUUAUUAAGUUCUAUAAAGCAAGGAAAACAUGAUUUACUACUACACAUCAUGUAACAUAAUAAAAAUUAAUACUCGUUGAGGCCCAAUCAAAAAUUAUAAACAAGUAAUUAACAUGCAUUAUGUAACAUAAUAUUGUAAGUGUAAUAAUGUGAAGUAAUGAUUUGUAUUUUACAUGUUUUAUAGAACUUGAUAAUGGGAUCAUGUCAACCUGAAACAUGUUGUGUUAAAUAACUCAACAUUUUGGAUGAGUGAUACAGAAUAAUGUCUGUACUGUUAUUGUGAUACGGUUGUACUGUGGCUACACAACAGAUAAUUGUAGAUAUCUUGUGUCUUGCCAGGACAGUGUUAAUGUAUAGAGAAAGGUUUUGAGCAAAUCUCAAUUCAAAAAUGAUGUAGCUUGUUUGUGCAAAAAUGUGUCUGCUGCAAUUGAAUUAUUAGCUAUCAGUUUAAAAUUGCUUUCUUCUCUAUUAGCAGAUUACCUCUUAAUCAGACUGAGCAUGAAUAUGUGUAUGCACUAUAUUCAAUAUAUUUUUUUAUUCAAUUAAUGAAGUGCUUAAAAAUUGUACACCAGAUAACAGAUUUACAGCAGCUAUGGAAUCAGGUGAGAAAGCUUAGGAGCAAGUCAGAAAUCUGAAUAGCAUUGGUUUUAACAUUCUUAAAAUAUCUUACUGAAAUAGUUAUAUGCUUGAGUGAACAUGAAGAGACAACUAUUUUUCAGCAUAGUAUUUGUUUAAAAUUAAUAUCACACAAGUAAAGGCUAGACUGCUGUAUGACAAAUUUGAAAUGGAUGAAGGAAAGUUAAUAGCAUAGAUAGAA